Molecule: messenger RNA, 1137 nt
Organism: Owenia fusiformis
Lineage: Eukaryota; Metazoa; Annelida; Polychaeta; Sabellida; Oweniidae
Source: the annotation of a GenBank genome assembly
AGGAAGAUCACAAGGACGGAGAAAAUAUCAAUAUAAAGGAUUCACAAAAAGUGGGAACACGUACAAGGAUGAAGACACGGAUAUUGGUAUGCUUGGUGGUUACCAUAGUGGUAUGCAGUAUAGUAUGUGAUGCUACACUUACCCAAAAGGACAAAAAGGAUAAAACUCCCAAAAAGACUCCAGAAAAGCCGCCUAAAAUAGUUGACCCUAAAGCCAAGGGUACUAAACCCAAAAAGGCUGAUCCUGCAAUGGACCCUGCAACUGCAGACGUUAUGAAAAAGAUUCAGGAGGCUAUUAACAAACAUGCUCAUAAACUAGAAGGCACUGGACUGAAAAUUAAUGUGGGAGGGGGAGAUGAUGCCCUAAAUAUGAUGGCAGGGGAUGAUGGCGAUGACGACGACGAUGAUGAUGAUGACGACGAUGAUGACGAUCAUGAUGAAUUAUAAAUGGACCUACUUCUAGUCUAAUUUCCCCUCAUCAGAUCAUAACAAUCAAGUAUAUAUAGAAAUCAUCAUUCAUACGUUUCGCUGAACCAUAGUAUCAAAAUCGUUCAAAUAUCACUUAGGCCUAGAUCAGGUCACCCUCGAAUCAAGUUGCUUUUCCAAGGAACAGGGAGUAUAUGAACUUGAACAUGUUUUAUGUGACCGUAUAUAGAGAGAUUAUGAAACGCGUGCCUUAUUUUGCCAAACAUAAAACAAUUGUAUGAGUUGAACAUCCAUUUCUUUUGAUGCGAUCCCCUUACUACAUACAUAUAUGCAAGAGGGGUAGUUACGCGAGAUUUGAUGCAAAACUGUACUUUAUAAUACGUCCACCAAUACGUCCGUAUGUUGAUUGUUGUAGUUGAGCCUGUCUCCACUGGUGUAACUGGUGUUGGGAUAAACGUUAAGUCUGUAGAUUAGUUUUAGUUAUUGCUAACAGAACUGUAGCCAGGAUUUUUAAAAUAAAAGGGAAAUAAGCACCAAACGGUUACAAUUCUACCAUUCGACUUCUUUUCUACAGUUCCAGAAUGAGAAAAAGUGUAAAUGAUAUAUUUUCGUAAAAUAGUUCGCCAUGCCUAACUACGCUUCUAGAUGUCUAAACGUGGUGUCGGUUUGAUUCGUGAAUAUAUUUCACUGACCAGUAUCAAGAGAAAGUAAC